AGCAGCUUGUUCUGAACCAGAAGACGGAAGAGAAACCUUUCCCAUGUUUUACAUGUAGAGAAAACUUCCUUAAAAAAGAACAUUUAAUGGAUCAAAUGAGAACUCACACAGACUUCCUUCAGGAUGAUGUUGGAAAAGAGGAGGAUUUCUCUGACCAGCAGCUCUGUGAACAGGAGAAGAAUUCCAGUUUGGACCAAGAGGAACCAGAAGCUCUGCAGAUAAAAGAAGAGCAGAAAGAACUAGAAAAUCCCUGGACAAAAGAGGAAACCAUGGAGCUCCCCAUUAGUAAGCAGGGAGAGCAGCUUGUUCUAAAGCAGGAGACUGAAGAUACAGGAGAUAAACCUUUCCCAUGCUUAACAUGGGGAAAAAACUUCAUAAAAAAAGAAAAUUUAAUGGAUCACAUGAUAAUUCACACAGGUGAGAAGCCUUUUGAAUCUCUGUCCUGUGUAAAAAUGUUCAAUGAGAAAUCUAAUCUUGAUACAUACAUCAGAAUUCAUCAAGGUGAGAAACCUUUCUCCUGUAUGAUUUGUAACAAGAAGUUUACUAAAAGGAGUUAUCUCACUUCUCACAUCAAAAUUCACACAGGUGAGAAGCCUUUCCCCUGUACCAGUUGUAACAAGAAGUUUACUAAAAGGAGUUUACUGGCUAUACACAUUAGAAUUCACACAGGUGAGACGCCUUUCUCCUGUACGUUUUGUAACAAGAAGUUUACUUCAAAGGGUAGAUUGGCUCGUCACAUGAAAAUUCACACAGGUGAGAAACUUUUCUCCUGUACCAUUUGUAACAAGAGCUUUACUGAAAAGAGUAAUUUGACUUCUCACCUGAGAAUUCACACAGGUGAGAGGCCUUUCUCUUGUACCAUUUGUAACAAGAGCUUUACUGAAAAGAACAAUUUGACUUCUCACCUGAGAAUUCACACAGGUGAGAGGCCUUUCUCCUGUACCAUUUGUAACAAGAAGUUUACUGCAAAGGGUAAAUUGACUCGUCAUAUGAGAAUUCACACAGGUGAGAAGCCUUUCUCCUGUACAAUUUGUAAUAAAAACUUUACCGAAAAAGGUAAAUUGACUCGUCACAUGAGAAUUCACACUGGUGAGAAGCUUUUUGAAUGUCUCUCUUGUAAAAAAAGCUUCACCUCUAAGUUUAGUAUUGAUAGACACAAGGGGAGAAGCCGUUGUCCUGAAUGAUUUGUGACAAAGGUUUCAAAUGAUAAGGUAAUUUCGGUUAUCAGAUGACAUUUAUUCAUGCAUGAUCUGUAAUGAUUUUUAUUUUUGAAUAAAAAAAAACAAAAAAAACAUUUGUUUCAAAUAAGUUACAGCAGUUAGACGCCACAGGAAUUAGCAGUAGAGGCGUUUUCCAUGUUUGACUGUUGAUAAAAUCUCUCUACAACCUCCUUCACCUCAUUAGAUGA
Molecule: messenger RNA, 1408 nt
Organism: Cyprinodon variegatus (sheepshead minnow)
Lineage: Eukaryota; Metazoa; Chordata; Actinopteri; Cyprinodontiformes; Cyprinodontidae
Product: gastrula zinc finger protein XlCGF8.2DB-like
Exons: 2
Coding region: 87-1184 (365 amino acids)
Biological process (GO): regulation of transcription by RNA polymerase II
Cellular component (GO): nucleus
Molecular function (GO): DNA-binding transcription factor activity, RNA polymerase II-specific; RNA polymerase II transcription regulatory region sequence-specific DNA binding
Source: RefSeq, a predicted model, not a curated record